Anisakis simplex (herring worm) is the source of this 150-nucleotide messenger RNA. The record is from the annotation of a GenBank genome assembly. Lineage: Eukaryota; Metazoa; Nematoda; Chromadorea; Rhabditida; Anisakidae.
AUGGCCGAAACUGCUAAAGCGCUUUUCAAGGAGAUCGCACCAGCCCAUAAACAGCCACACGGUAAGGUGACCGUGGUGGGUGUUGGCCAAGUGGGUAUGGCUUGCGCCUACAGUAUACUUCAGCAGGUUAGUGACGCUAUUUUAGGUUAA